GCCAUCCACUCACUACUUCUCUUCGUCGAACACCUGGUCUUGUAAACACAAAAUUUCGUAUUUUGUAAAUCUCUUCGCAGGAGUCAUAUCAAAGCCAAAAUCUGCAUCAGACUGGGAUGUUUUUCUCUGCAAUAUUUUGUCUGACCAACGAAACAAGAUGAGCGUGAUGGUGCUGAGUCUUCACUCGUCGCAGUGCAGACAGUCAGACGCGGACGUGCUGCAAAUGGACGAAGUGCUGGAGCGCGACCCUGACGCCCUCGAGAGAAGGGCAGAGUUUUCCUUCUGCGGUCAAUUGACUCCCUUGCAGAGUGCAGUCUACAGAAACCACACUGUCUGCGUUAACUUUUUAAUCAAGAAAGGGGCCAACGUAAAUGCUGUCACUGGGACUGGACAUCACACGGCUCUGUACAUUGCUAUUUACCGCAAAUAUCUGAACAUGGUUGAGAUCCUUCUGGAGAAGGGUGCAUCCACCAAGAGCCACCUUGCGCCCUACACCAACGCUGAAAAGCAACUCAUUUGCGAAUCAUGGUACUUCCACCUGGCUGUCACUUUUGAAUUUUUGGAUAUUGCCAAGAAAUUAGUAGAAUACGGCUCCAACACAGAAGACUUUGACAAGCACACGGGCAAUCAAAUUUUACAUGCAGCAGAGAUUGCAGCUGCUAAGCCAAGCCCGGAAGUGCUACUGCUGGCGCUGCAAUAUGGACCAAGCAUUGGCGAGCGGUCUGUAGCGAAAGAAGGUGAGCGGGCCCAGGGAUCGUCACUGGUGCUCUGCACAGUGGGUAACAAGUGGUCCAUGACAUCAGACGUUAAGGUGGAGAAGCUCAAGCUUGUAUGGACAUUAUUGUCCAAGUUUGGACACAGUUUCUGGUGCACAGACAAUAAGGGGCGAAACGUUCAAAAAGUGCUUGAGAGGAAGCGCACAAAAAACUCAAACAUUAAUUUGCCAGACAGUAUAUUUGUUGACCUCUUGGACUUCCUUGAAGCGUUGAUGUUCAAUCCGCUGAGUUUGCAGGAUCUCUGUCGGAUCGCAGUGCGUAGCAGACUAGGUCAGGGGGCACAACAGAAAAUCAACAGUAUCGGUAGCAUACCGCAAACUGUUCAGAGCUUUUUGAAGUUUGAACUGUUAUGAUACGUUUAUCUUUAGGACAUGACAAUUUGUUACAAUGUGUGAUAUUUUUCUGCGAUACUAUUUUUACUGAUCAGUUUUGUUUUAUUAUGAAGCACACGUGUAAUGUAUGAAUUUAAACAAAAUAAUUUCAUUUUUUUCUCGAUUUAAAUUCCAAACAAAUUUUGAAUCAAAUGAAGGAAUAAUUAUUGGUAUUUUUUGUAUGGUUAAUUUUGCUUUUUUCAAAAUGGUAUGUACGUAAUUAUGCAACACAUGAUUAUUUUACAUUUUAAAAUGAUUGUGAUAAUUUUUUUAUGUUUUGCAUACUUCAUUAUUUUGUACUGUUUUAUUAUUAUUUCAAAAAAUUUCCACUUAUUUAUUGCUUUCCAUCUUUUUUCAUCUUUGGCUUCAUUUAGAUAUUUUAUGAUAAUAUUAAGCGUUGUGAUGUAUGGAAUAUUAAUAACAAUCCGGUGAGGAGCCAAUUUUGGUUGUAAUUGUAAUCUUUUAGCAAUACAUGAAAAAUAUAUUUAGUAAACCUUUUAAAUGACAAAUAAAUAAUUCAAAUUA
Messenger RNA from Cloeon dipterum, 1672 nucleotides. RefSeq names its product ankyrin repeat and SOCS box protein 1-like. The coding region runs from base 158 to 1129 and encodes 323 amino acids. Lineage: Eukaryota; Metazoa; Arthropoda; Insecta; Ephemeroptera; Baetidae. The record is from RefSeq and is a predicted model, not a curated record. The transcript has 4 exons. Gene Ontology annotation, molecular function: protein binding.